AUGACGUCAUCGGAGUGCGACGGUGCCAAAGAGGUUUAUAUGACUUCUUAACAGACAGAAAAACGAUGACAACAAGUUUAAAACAAGCUUUAAAAACCCACUUUGGGUUCGACAGCUUUAAGUCCAAACUACAGGAAGAUGUUGUCAAAGCGGUUGUCAGAGGUGACAGGGAUGUGUUUGUGUGUAUGCCCACUGGAGCAGGAAAGUCUCUCUGCUACCAGCUGCCUGCAGUGCUGGCUGAGGGCAUCACUCUGGUUAUAUCCCCGUUAAUCGCCCUCAUUCGGGACCAAGUGGAUCACCUGAGGGAUCAUAACAUCCCUGCCUGCUCCAUCAACUCCAAGCUCCCAGCAGUUGAGCGACGUCUGAUCCUGGCCGACUUGGGGAGUAGCAGCCCCAAGUUAAAGCUUCUCUAUAUCACCCCAGAGAUGGUGGCCUCUCCUUCUUUCCAGCCGUGCCUGACAGACCUGUGUUCCCGCAGCCUGCUGUCCCACCUGGCCGUGGACGAGGCUCACUGCGUGUCUCAGUGGGGUCAUGAUUUCAGGCCAGACUAUCUCAAACUGGGUGAGCUGCGAGCUCGUUUGCCUGGAGUUCCCUGUUUGGCUUUGACGGCAACAGCACCCAAGAAUGUACAAGAGGACAUUAUUCAGUCCCUGAAGCUGCGCUUGCCACUGUCUUUUAUCACACCUGUUUUCCGCAAUAACCUGCACUAUGAUGUGAUCUUCAGGGAACUGCUGCCGAACCCCUACGUCCACCUCCAUGCCUUUAUUAAGAAGGCACUGAUGCUGGACAGUGGGUCUAAUGGACAGGGCUGUGGGAUCGUGUACUGUCGGACAAGGGAAGGCUGUGAGACAGUGGCCUACCAGCUGACCAAGCUUGGGAUUUUGUCUAAGGCUUAUCAUGCAGGUCUGAAAGCUGGAGAUCGCACGGAGGUUCAGAAUGAGUGGAUGCAGGGCAGGGUGCUGGUUAUUGUUGCGACCAUCAGCUUUGGCAUGGGAGUAGAUAAAGCUAAUGUCAGAUUUGUAGCUCACUGGAACCUUGCUAAGUCUCUAACCAGCUACUACCAAGAGUCUGGGCGAGCAGGUAGAGACGGCCUGCCCUCCUCCUGUCGAACAUACUACUCCGCGAAGGAUAAGGCACAAAUUAAUUUCUUCAUCUGCCAGGACGUCAACCGGAGACAGCGAAAACGUGGCUCUGCAAAGGAGAGCGACAAAGCAGCCAUCACUGAUUUUGAAGCCAUGGUGUCAUUUUGUGAGAGAGAAGGUUGCCGCCAUGCCACCAUUUCCAAGUUUUUUGGUGACAAGACGCCAAACUGUGCCGGUGCCUGCGACUUCUGCAGCAACCCCAAAGUCGUGCAAGCUCAGCUGGCCAGAGCUGCUGCCCUCAGAACCAACACACUUGCAGCUCCGAGCAACACGCCCAAAGGACCAUUCGGGUUCCAGGCGGAUCUUUACGAAGGAGGGAAGAAGGGAUACGGAUUUGAAAGGUAUGAUGAAGGGGGAGAAGGGAAUGAAGAUGACGGCACAAAGAGGAAGAAGGAGUUUUCUGACCUCUUCAAGAAGCAGAUGAAGCUGCGGAAGGGCAGCGACAGUCAGGGGGAAGACUUUAUUCCACCAGAUGCUGACUGUCCGCUCAGAGAGGCCAGCAGCCAGAAGAUCCCCAAACUCACAGUAAAGGCCAGAGAGCACUGCCUGCAACUCCUGCAGGAGUCUCUGUACGGCCAGCAGGGGGCAGAAGAUGCAUUCAACUAUGACAGUCUGUCCUUAGCGGUGGAUAUUGAGCACGAGGUUUUCAAAAACAGCAAAUCCUCCAACUUGUAUAAAGCUGCUGUUUUAAAGAAGGUAUCUGAGAUGAAGAAAGCUGCACCUGCUUCAACAAAGGUAGAAAAAGUAGAAAGCAAUAAAACCAGAACCUCUGAUUCCAGAGAAACUGAGGCAGAAGUCGCAUCUUCUUCCUCAUUUACUCAUGAGAUGGUGGGGUUCACUUCUGCAUCAGAGAUGUACUCACUGAAGCGUAAGAGAAUAGGUGCAGGUCAGAGAGGCUCCUCCAAUCCUUUCAUCACUGCCAAGGAUCUGCUGAAGUCCUCCAUGUUAGACACGGAGUCUAACAAAGAGAAGGAAAGCGGCAGGUUUUUCAAUGACAGCUCAGGAGAUAUGAAGGCAAAAAGGGAGAGACUAAAAGAGACAAACAUGGACACAUCAUCGGCUGCAUCGUCAUCCAUUAAAGCCAGAGCAAAGGCCGUCUCUGCCUCCCUGGAUAACCCAACUAAAGGAGGAAAAGCCAUGAGCAAGAAGCAGCAGAAGCUGGCGGAAGCGGCAAAGAGUUCACGCAACAUUUCUCAGUACUUCACAAAGAAACAAACAACAGAGAAAAUCCAGGAGGACGCCGACAUGCCAGAGGAACUCGAUGCUACUUUUUCUCACACUCCCAGUGAGAUCGCUCAAGAAAACAUUAGCCGGGAGCAGCACUCGCCUGCCUCUGUGGAAGCCGUAGAGAGCAGCCAGGAUGUGAUCCAAGCAGAAAGCAAAACUGCGGUAAUAGUGAUACCUGAUGAUAAUAAAGAGAAGAAAACAGCUGAGAUUUUGAACACAUCUGAGCAGGAUACAACAUCCAUCACAGAACAAAACAAACCCAAAGAGGAAGCUAAACCACCUGAAAUUCAAGAGGGGACGGAUGACAUCAAAGAAAAAAGGGAUUUGUCUCCUCCGGCGAAGCGCAGUCGCCCCACUGAUGGACACAGCAGGAGAGUAACCUUCAACCCCAGUGUGCAGGAGAGAGCCCUGCAUCCGGUCAACGUACCGCCGAAGCCUGUGAUGCUGAAGGAAGCAGCUGAUAUUGUGGUCCGCUAUCUGGACCCCUUUUAUAAACAGGGAAAGUUUGCAACCAAGGAGCUGUUUAAAUCUUUUGCUCGCUACUUGUCUCAUCUCCUUGCAGAAGGGAGGAGUCGAGGAAAAAGCCAAGUUAAAGCAGAAGCCAAGGCUCUUAUCAAGAAGUUCUUCAGCAGCGUCCAGCGCUGUGAGAGCGAAGCAGACUGGAAGCACCUGAAAAGACCACACAGCCGUAAAACCACAGAGAAAAAUAAAUGAUGGGAAAAGGGGAAAUGUAGCCAUUUCCAGGAUCAAAGCCUUCCUCUUUGUCAGUGCCUAAGCUUUAGUUCCAAUGAUGUCAGGCUUUGACCAGGUUUGUGCUGCUGAAAGUUCUGCUUUUUUCAGGCUGGUGGCUGUUGCUUAUGUCAACAGCUGAGCAAUAAAACUGGGACUGUUAUAGCCUGAGAGGGCAGAGCAAAGCGCACGCUGAAUGUAACCAGUGUUCUUUAUGUUUUGACCCAUUUAUUACAAAUUGUGUUUGCUUUAUGUUGCAAAAAUCAGACUUCAUUUUGGUAAAAUAUGAGGAUAUAGGGAAUUUUUCAAGCCAGUCUGCACUUAUAUUUGCUGCAAAUCAUGUUUCAGAUCAGCUGAUUUUCUGUAAGCUGAGCGCAGUGAGGCUGCACAGUGGAGCUUUGAGCAUUAUGCCAACAGACCCUUUUUCACAGCAGUCGUUUUGGCUUGUCAUGGCAGGAAAAUUCCAUAUAGGUGUGCUGCUUCCACAGUCCUCAUAUUGUACAGUCUGGCUCAGUGCCACAGCUUACUGGGAAUCUUAAUUGAACUUGAUGAAAUUAGCUUUCUCUGUGUUUUUCCUGCUGUGAGAAGGCAAAAAAAUCUGCAGAAAAAAAGGUGUAUUUUAGUGUCCUAACGUGACUUAAUGAUGGUAACUAGAGGAAAAAAUAGUAGGAAGUCCGUAAGAUUUAUCCUCUGGGCACCAUGCAUGCCAAAUUACAAUGCACUUUGGUGGACCAACUGAUAUUUCCAACCCCAAAGCCAAAACACGUUGUCGCUAACAGUGAUGUGUGUGCGCAUAGAUGGUUGCAUAAUUUGAAUUGAAGUAAAUUUG
Amphiprion ocellaris (clown anemonefish) is the source of this 3927-nucleotide messenger RNA. It is a transcript of the gene recql5, whose product is annotated as RecQ helicase-like 5. The coding region runs from base 66 to 3083 and encodes 1005 amino acids. Gene Ontology annotation, molecular function: four-way junction helicase activity; 3'-5' DNA helicase activity; nucleic acid binding. The record is from RefSeq and is a predicted model, not a curated record. Gene Ontology annotation, biological process: double-strand break repair via homologous recombination. The transcript is spliced from 19 exons. Gene Ontology annotation, cellular component: cytoplasm; chromosome. Lineage: Eukaryota; Metazoa; Chordata; Actinopteri; Pomacentridae.